AUGGACCGGACGUCAGACUCUGAAAUUCCGCUCGAGUCGAACGACCGUAGCGAUAAACUCCCGUUGUACGACGACGCGAUCAAUAACUUGAAGUCAUCCUCCAGCCCACUCAAAACUUCCCUUUCUGACGACCACCAAAGCAAUACGAAUGCAUACCCUCCCGUUUACGUCAAUAAAACGAUUGCCGAAGACCCACAGGCGCUAUAUGAUCUCAUUCGCGAGCAAGCCCGCCUCCCACCACGAGUGUUGCUUCAUAUCAGACAGAACCCUUGCGGGGGGCGCUUCAUACCCAACUUCAACUUCAAGAUUGACUUAACCUCUACUCUACUUCGGCUUAAUUCAAAUCACAGCGAUUGGAACGAGCUUAACGUUGUUCGCGAUGGGGAUGGGGUAGAAGCUUAUCGCGGUGGUUGGUCCACGUCUCUGAAAUGGGAACACGGUUUCCGCGUUAGAGGCAUUCGUGCGGAAAAGGAUUCGGAGAAUGGAUAUGGCGAGUCGGAAAGUCAAACCCUCCUAGGGAUGAAUAGGAACGGCUCGAAUGAAGAGGAUUCCUCUCUUAUGGCCUGGUGUGAGCGGUUCUGUCGCGAUCCUGCUGUGGGUAAGACAUUCAUGCUCCAACGAAAGUUGGAGGGAUUCGAUCAAGAAUCUCUACGGGCCGAAGUCGACUGGUACUUACGUUCAAUGAACUACGAGGGGGGAUGCCUAACCACAUGCCAUGUCUUGAACACAUCGCUCAAGGUCUAUUCGCCACACUGGUAUAGUCAUAUACGGGAAAGUAUCUUUGUCAAAUCGCUACGGUUUUGUCUAUUCCCUUUGUUCACUUACUUGGAAGGGCGCUAUGAGGUCGUACGCUCAACGUGGUGGUCAUCACGGAUGAUUAAAGAUACCAAUGCACCAUUCGGGCUUAGCAAAAUCUAUGCACAUGGCCGGAAUGAAGCAAAGCUUGUGGACUUCUGGUCCGCUGCUAUCGCUCAGGCAGUUAGGGAUCGAGAGAACUCCGGUAGGGUUCUCGGAUUGGAAUACUUGGAGAGUCUGCAGGAGCGCGCACAGGAGCGUAAGGCACAUUUUGGGCCAUUCUUACCGGAACGAAUUGCGUCAGGUAGCUCAACGGCUGGAAGAACACAGACCGGUGGUUCUAACCCCCCCUAG
Penicillium waksmanii is the source of this 1149-nucleotide messenger RNA. RefSeq lists its product as uncharacterized. The record is from RefSeq and is a predicted model, not a curated record. The transcript has a single exon. Lineage: Eukaryota; Fungi; Ascomycota; Eurotiomycetes; Eurotiales; Aspergillaceae. Bases 1 to 1149 code for a protein of 382 amino acids.